Cercocebus atys (sooty mangabey) is the source of this 4892-nucleotide messenger RNA. It is a transcript of the gene KAZALD1, whose product is annotated as Kazal-type serine peptidase inhibitor domain 1. The transcript is spliced from 5 exons. The coding region runs from base 1856 to 2764 and encodes 302 amino acids. Gene Ontology annotation, molecular function: insulin-like growth factor binding. Lineage: Eukaryota; Metazoa; Chordata; Mammalia; Primates; Cercopithecidae. Gene Ontology annotation, cellular component: extracellular region. Gene Ontology annotation, biological process: regulation of cell growth; regulation of signal transduction. The record is from RefSeq and is a predicted model, not a curated record.
UUCACAAGAUAGAGUAGUGAGUUAGGCACGAUUCCUACUACCAGAGGCUUAGAGCAUAGGAAAGACUGAAAGUAAGCAACUGUCUACAAUAGUGGGAUAAGUGAAGAGUUUCCAGGUCUGUGGAGUUUGUUGUUGAAAUAUCAGCUCCAGGCCUUAGAAGCCGGCAGCAAUUCAUUAAGAGAUCCCGGACUUGUUUCUGCUCUGUAUCCCGGACAAGGAGCUCCGUCCCCAAGGUGUUUUGUUAGAGCCAGAGACCUCUCCUUGGUUGACUCCAUUCGUCAGCCCCACAUGUCCCUGUCUCUGGUCUUUUUCACGGUUUCCGGCAGCUCUCUGACAGUUCCCCUUCUGCCCCAGGUCGACACUUAGGCCAAGGACCAGGGAUUACUCACAACUAUCCGCCAGAGCUGGCUCCGCCCUUUCUUUUUCCUGUUUAAAAUCCGCGGGCUCUUAGUGUUCUCGGUUCGUAGAGUUCCUGUUCUGAUUCUCGCGACAGUUGCGAGGCCACGCGUGAAGUUCCCUUCUAGUCCCUCUUUCGAAUUUGAGACCAGGAGAGAGUGUCUGCCCUUGCCCCCCUCCUCAGAACCCCUCUCGCCAGGGAUGGCGCCUACGUGGCUCGGGAGCCCCUGAAUGAAUGGGGUUGGCCCAACUCAGGGGCGCUCUCCGAAAGGAGAGUGCCGGUUGGAUUCCAGGGCUCCAGUGCGCAUGCGGAGUCGAUCCCGCGCAAGCGGGCGGGCACCACAGCCAGGCCUUGUGGGCGGAGCCUGGCUAAGUGCCGCCCCCUCGCCGGCAGCCGAUUUCUGUCCCCCGCCCCCAGCGAGCUGGACUGCGCCGCAGCUUCUCUGAGCCGCUUGGGGCCGUCCGGGGAGGGGCCUGCGCGACCCGGGUUUGGCGGGCGGGCCCCCAGGAAUGCUCUCCUCCCCGCCCCCGGCCCAAAGUGCCACGGUGGCAGUGGUGGCGGCCGCGAGGCCGAGUGCCUCCGGCCCUGCCAGCCUCGCAACCGUAACCUGUAAUCCCGACCCGAGGGACGCCCGCCUGGGAGGCCCAGCCCGCCUCUCCCUGCGGCCGCUGGUUAGCUCCGACCCCGCAUCACCCGGCUCACCCGCGGGUUGCAGCACCUGCCGGAUGUGGGGAGGAAGGAGGAGGCCAGAUGAGGGAAGGCAGAUGUAGGCGCCCAGUCUGUCAGCGCCUCGGUGGGGGAGCUGGGUGGGCAAGCCUGCAGUCGCUCCCAGGAACCAGCCCUGGGCUGCGGGGAGGCGAAGUUGGUUGGUCCUGCCCUCCAGGGGCGCCCCGACAUCGACGUAAAAUGACUUGGCAGCAGAGCUCCUGCCGCUUCCCCCUUAUGCAGCUGCCCUCGCCGACGCCAGGGACUGUAAAGGCAGAUGGGACAGGGCCUAGCCGUUCAGCCAACACUUUCAGCUUCCCAGCCAAACUCCUACCCCCACUCCCCGCCUCUGGUCCUCACCCCCUUCCUCUCUCCUAGCCUCGGUGUCUGGUUACGGCUCCUCUGCUCGCACUGUGACUUUGGGCCAGGCUGGGAGAAAUGACCCGGGAGGGUCCCGUGUGGCUACAUAAAAUUGGCAGCCUUAGAACCAGUGGGAAGGCGGGUGCGCUAAAUCGAGGGGCGGAGAGAGGGGGCGGAGGAGCUAUUUUCUGAAUCCGAGUCCGUGGGCUCUCUCAGAAGUCCUCAGGCCGGAGCAGAGGUGGCUGGCGGGCCCGGCUGACUGCGCCCCUGCUUUAUUUCCAUAACCUUUUCUUUCGGACUCGAAUCACGGCUGCUGCGAAGGGCCUAGUCCCGGACACUAGGGUGCCACGAACGCGCUGAUGCCCCAAGUGCUCGCAGGGCUUCCCGCUAACCAUGCCGCCGCCGCCCGCAGCUGCCUUGGCGCUGUCUGUGCUCCUGCUACUGCUGAUGGUGCGGACGCCGCUCCCGACCGGCGCAAGGCCGUCGUCAGGCCCAGAUUACCUGCGGCGCGGCUGGCUGCGGCUGCUAGCGGAGGGCGAGGGCUGCGCUCCCUGCCGGCCAGAAGAGUGCGCCGCGCCGCGGGGUUGCCUGGCGGGCUGGGUGCGCGACGCGUGCGGCUGCUGCUGGGAAUGCGCCAACCUCGAGGGCCAGCUCUGCGACCUGGACCCCAGUGCUCACUUCUACGGGCACUGCGGCGAGCAGCUUGAGUGCCGGCUGGACACAAGCGGCGACCUGAGCCGCGGAGAGGUGCCAGAACCGCUGUGUGCCUGUCGCUCGCAGAGCCCGCUCUGUGGGUCCGACGGUCACACCUACGCCCAGAUCUGCCGCCUGCAGGAGGCGGCCCGCGCUCGGCCCGCUGCCAACCUCACUGUGGCACACCCGGGGCCCUGCGAAUCGGGGCCCCAGAUCGUAUCACAUCCAUAUGACACUUGGAAUGUGACAGGGCAGGAUGUGAUCUUUGGCUGUGAGGUGUUUGCCUACCCCAUGGCCUCCAUCGAGUGGAGGAAGGAUGGCUUGGACAUCCAGCUGCCAGGGGAUGACCCCCACAUCUCUGUGCAGUUUAGGGGUGGACCCCAGAGGUUUGAGGUGACUGGCUGGCUGCAGAUCCAGGCUGUGCGUCCCAGCGAUGAGGGCACCUACCGCUGCCUUGCCCGCAAUGCGCUGGGUCAGGUGGAGGCCCCUGCUAGCUUGACAGUGCUCACACCUGACCAGCUGAAUUCUACAGGCAUCCCCCAGCUGCGAUCACUAAACCUGGUUCCGGAGGAGGAAACUGAGAGUCAAGAGAGUGACGAUUACUACUAGCUCUGGCCCAUGGGGGUGGGUGAGCAGCUAUAGUGUUCAUCCCUGCUCUUGAAAAGACCUGGAAAGGGGAGCAGAUUCCCUUCAUGGACUGCUUUCAUGGGGAUGAUCAUGGGAGGCCUAUUUAACUCCAAGGUAGCAGGGUGGUAGGGGAGAGACAAAAGCUGGAGGAGGUUAGGGAGAGAGGCUGAGACCAAGACCAGUGGGGUAUAAAGGGGCCCAUGCAGGAGAUGCCCUGGCCAGUAGGACCUCCAACAGGUUGUUCCCCAGGCUGGGAUGGGGGCCAGAGCAGACACGGAGGUGCAGGCACCAGGAUUCUCCACUUCAUCCAGCCCUGCUCCGCCACACUUCUAACUGCCCUUCCUCCCAGGCCCUGGUUCUUGCUAUUUCCUGGUCCCCAACGUUUACCUAGCUUGUUUGCCCUUUCCCCAAACUCAUCUUCCAGAACUUUUCCCUCUCUCUUAAGCCCCAGUUGCACCUACUGACUGCAAGUCCCCUUUGCUGUCUGCCCUCUUUUGCACAAGAGAGAGCACAGCAGAGUGUGGCUUAGUUCAGUGCAGAGAGAUGGGUGAGGCCAGCUCCAGAUCUUAUACCGCUCUGUACUGGACAAAACCUAGCACAGGACUAGGCACCAAUAAAGAUUUCUAAUGAUGCACAGACAGAUGCACAGACAGUUUAUGCGGAUGUGCACAUGAAAACUGAAUAUCCCUGGGAGGCCUCCCACACUAACAGAACUCUGGCUUCUAGAAGCUGCAGGGCCUGCUCUCUAAGCACAUGCCUGCCAGAUGUACAGAGAGAAGGUUUGAACUUGGGCCUAUCCUGCCUUUGAGGGAGGGAGGCUGGAGCCAUUUGGUUGGAGGGAAGUUAUCUUCCCGGUAUGCCCUCCAUUGGGGCUGGUAUACAUUACCUGCUUCUGUGCUCAUCUUACUCCAAACCCUUUCCCAGGCCAGAAUGGGGAAUCAGGCCUAUGUGGGUAGGCCCCCAAAAUGAAUGCAUAGAGAGAGGAGGGUAGAAGUUUGGUCACCUGUGUGGUCCAUACUCUUCCCCAGCUCCCAUAGGAAUCUACCCUUUUCCUGCAGAAGCCAGAGCCAUGGUAAGCCUGUUUCCUAUCUGCCCCAAUUGUGACCUGUCCUCUCUGGCUUGGGGUCCCCAAAUCUCUUUCCUCAUUCUCCUUACCUAGCUCAGGGACACUGGUGAGACUCAAUGUUUAUUUAAUGACUGACGGAGAGAAUGAAAGCAUAAGUCAGUGAGGCCGAGACACUGUGUGUGGAUGGCGACAGCCUCCUACACGCCAGCGCUCCACCCAGAUCCUGGCGCCACUGCGGGAGGGCCUGCCCUUGGCUCAGCGUCAGAGUUUGUCCUCUGGGGCCCAACGCAGGGAGCCUGGCCUCAUGGGAGGGGCGUGGUCCGGAACUCCAACCCCAGGGCCUGCUUGGCCGCCCCUCCCGCGGCUACGCACUACUCCAUCUACUGCUGCCUUGCCCCGGGUCCUUAAGCCAGCGACAGUGUUUAUUGCCGAACCCAGGCUGGAGCCGGGCGGCCCCAGGAGCCGCGCACAACAGCGCAAGCGGGUUGGAUACUGGGAGCCGAUUCCAGGGCACCCACAGAAGCAGAAUCAGAGGGGUAGGCGGGGGUGGGGCGUGCUGUUCGGCACCGUGGCCAAAAUCCACUCGGCGCUGAAAGAGGGAACUUGGGUGUGAGUCCCAGCAUCGGCCAGGGAAUCCGCCCCUAGCUUGUUCUUCGCCCAGCUGGGCUCCAAGGCGCCCUCUGCGGGCCCAUAGCCCCUACCGCGUCCACCUGCAGAGCAGAGGCUCCUCACCAAAAGCCCACCCCACCAGAGAGGGUCACGCAGGUCCCGGGGAAUCCGUACUCCUUGAUCGCGUUAGCCGACUUUGUAGGUGUUCAGGAGCAGCCUCCUAGCAGCCUCAGUUUUCCCUUCCGCCGCCCUGCUGGUUCAAGCCCCACAUCCUGGAAUGGGAGAACUGUUGUCCACCGCCCCCUCCCUCCCCGCACCCCGCCUCUGCUGCAGCGGACCCGCUUUAAUAACGUCGCUGGAAAGUGACACGCGAUUUAUUAUUAAAGUAAUGCGGGCGCGGGGACGGGAAAGGUUUAAUAAACGUGCUGAGAUGCC